Molecule: messenger RNA, 2325 nt
Organism: Gossypium arboreum
Lineage: Eukaryota; Viridiplantae; Streptophyta; Magnoliopsida; Malvales; Malvaceae
Exons: 7
Coding region: 1-2325 (774 amino acids)
Source: RefSeq, a predicted model, not a curated record
AUGAGGAUAACAUGUUGGAACUGUCGUGGGGUUGGAAACCCUGCGACAGUUCGUGAUUUGAAGAAGUGUAGAAUAGAGGCAUGCUUGGCUGUGAACGUGGAAGGCAGAAGUGGGGGGCUAGUUAUGAUGUGGAAAGAUAGCAAACAGGUCAAAAUUCAAACCUACUCCAGCAACCAUAUUGACUCGUUGAUCCAUGUUGAGAAUGACAGCCCCAUUCGCUUCACGGGUUUUUAUGGUAAUGCCGACCCUAAUCAAAGACAGAGCUCUUGGAAUAUGCUUAGAAGGGUUAGUCAUAUGGUGAAUGAAAAGUGGAUCAUUGGGGGCGACUUCAAUGCUUUACUUGAUGAGGCGGAAAAAGAAUGGGGUAGGAGAAAGGCAACUGUUUUUAUGGAGGACUUUCGCUCUAUUGUUGAUGAGCUGUCGAUGGUGGAUUUGAAGACCGACAAUGGGUGGUUCACCUGGGGUGAUGCUAUCAGUUUAGACACGGAAGGUAGGAGGCCGAGAGAUGGUCUUAGGGAUCCUAGACUAUCUUUUAAGUAUGACGUCUGCUGGGCUAGAAAUGAGGAAGCUAAAAUGAUUAUCAAGGAAGCUUGGCAGCGUGGUUCUCAGGAUACUUUGGAGAAGAUUUCGAUUGUGGGCAAAGAGCUUGGAAGUGUGCUUAACCUGGACUAUAUAGAGAGAUGCAUUUCAGGGGAGGUUAAUGACAAAUUGUUGAAGGAUUUUACAGAGAACGAGAUCAAAGAGGCCUUUAAUCAAAUGGAUCCUAGGAAAGCUCCGGGAAUUGACGGAUUGUCGGGAAAUUUCUUCAGAGAAAACUGGGACGUUGUUGGAGAGGACGUUAUUAAUCUGUGCCUUGAUAUUCUUAGGGGAGAUAAAAAUAUGGAUUGUUUAAAUGAUGCUAUAAUUGUUUUAAUCCCUAAAAUUAAAGAGUCUGUGGACAUGACUAAUUUUAGGCCCAUUAGUCUUUGUAGGGUGAUAUACAAAAUUGUUGCGAAAGUGCUUGCCAACCGGUUGAAGGAAACGCUUCCGUUAUGCAUUAGCCAAAAUCAAAGUGCUUUUCUUCCAGGGAGGAUGAUUCAUGAUAAUAUUUUGAUUGCCCAUGAGCUAGUCCAUUAUCUUCAAAGUGCGAAGAAUGGUCCAAACAAAGGAUUCGUUAUGAAGCUCGAUAUGAGCAAGGCAUACGAUCGAGUGGAGUGGGCUUUCAUUGAGGAGGUGAUGAAAAAGAUGGGCUAUGCUGAUGCUUGGGUGACGAAUAUCAUGAAGUGCGUCCGAUCGAAUAAAAAAAGAGAUGUCGAGGAGGUUGUUAAUAUUUUGGAUUAUUUUAAUAAGGCGUCGGGCCAAGAGGUUAAUAGGGAAAAAUCUAUGAUUAUGUUCAGUCCAAAAACUCCGAUGGAUAAUAGGCACCUUUUUAGCUCUAUGCUUGGCAUACAUACUGUUGAUAAGUUAGAUGGUUAUCUUGGUUUGCCUCUUCCUGUUAGUAGGAAAAAAUCGCUUGCAUUUACUGACAUUAUCAAACGGUGUACAUGCAGAGUCAGGAGUUGGUCAAAACACUUGUUUUCAUACGGAGGGAAAGAGGUUUUCAUCAAGUCAAUUAUGCAAGCUAUUCCGACAUAUGUUUUCUCGGUCUUCUUGGCUCCAAAAGGCAUUAUCGAGGAAAUCCACACAAAAAUGAGUCGUAUGUGGUGGAAUAACAAUGACAAAGCUCGCGCCUGGGCCAUGAUGGCUUGGGAAAAAUGUGCUAUCCCAAGGGAAUGGGAGGAAUGGGCUUUAGGGACCUACAGCUGUUCAACUUGGCUUUGCUGGGCAGACAGUUACAAACAAGGUGAUAAACCCUCAUUCACAUGGACGAGCAUUGCUAAGGCGGUUGAUGCUCUCAAGGAUGGUUUCCUUUGGCAAGUAGGCGAUGGCAACACGAUCGAUAUUAGGAAGGAUCAUUGGGGAGUUGAUGGCAUUCAAGGAGAGUCGGUUUGUCGGUCUCCUUUUAAUCAUGACGAGAGAGUGGUCAAGGAUCUAUUUUUCUGGAGCUCUUUAUGGAAGCUUCAGAUGCUCCCAAAGAUCAAUAUCUUUAGCUGGAGGAUUGGCUACAACAUUCUCCCCACUUUUGACAAUAUUGCUCGCAUCCGUCAAGGUUUCCAAAACAUUUGUCCGAGAUGCAAAGACAGAGAAGAAAUGCUGAUUCAUGCCAUGAAAGACUGUCAAAAGGCUUGUGAGAUUUUGGCUGCUGGUGGGUUAAACAAUAGGCGCUCAUCGGGAAUACACCAACCGCAUCGAUUGGUUGGAGGAUGUUUUCAUGAGUUGGAUAAGAAAGUGCUGCUGAUUUCUUAA